GACCACUCUUUCCUCUGGAUUUUGUCCUCCUCCCCCAUUCACGAGCGAAACUUCCAUCAUGUCUUCACUAUCAUCUUCUUCAUCUUCAUCUCCAUCUUCAUCUCUUCCUACUCCUUCAAACACAACCUCAUCUUAUCUUCUAUCUCUCUUCAACUCAUGUCUUCAUUCAACCUCUUUCUCUUUUCCAACUUUCAUAACCAUGUCUUCUUUUUCUAAGUUGUUGUUGUUGUUGUAGUUCUUGUUAUACUCUCUGUUUUUCAAGAAAUACAUGCUUUACAACUUAUAAAUCUAUUACAAGUUGAAGAAGAAAUCCAAGAAAGCAUGGCUUCAGUUUCCAAUCCACAACAAUCUCCAACUCCACUUCAUCUCCACCAAAAACUAGACCUUGAAUCCAUUCACAAAUUGAUAACAGUUGUAGACCAUCAUAUUGUCAACUUCCUUUCUGAUUCUAUUGCCAGGAAAUCACUGCAACUCAAGUGCAGUGCUAAACUCAGCAUUGAGAAUCACAACUACUUUGAAUUCUCUGAACACUCUGUUCUUUCUAACCUUUACUGGGGUGUAGAAAACAUUGAAAUUGCUAUUCAAUCUGAAUGUUUAGAUGAAAAGAAUCAUCGUCUGGUUGAGUCGGAGAAGAUGUUGCAGAUACCGGCUUUGUUAGAAGAAAACGGUAGCACUGCCGGAGUUUCGAAUCAGUACAUAAUAUGUUGUUCAUAUUUCUAUCUCUCACUUGUUAGGAAGCUCAGAGGUGAUCAAUGGCAAAUGACAAUUCACUUCCUUCAGUGCUUCUUGGUUUCUGCUCAAUGGGUAAGAACAGAGCUUGAGCUUGAUUCAUGGGAAGCUUUUUUCGGUUCGAUAACUUAUCGAGGCAAUGCUGAAGCCAUUGAUGAAGCUGCAAGACUUCAAGCAAGAAGAUACAAAGAUUGGUUGAUGUACUACCAGGUGGUUUCUUAUGGUGAAUUGCCGGAAAGCUCCAGAAAUUUCAUGAUCACUGGGAAUUCUGAGUCUGUUAAGGGAACAUUGAACCAGUCAGUUUCUCAUGAUGCUAAAAUGGUCUACCAACUUGAACUUCAGGAAUACAUCAAAAGAGAGAGUUUUACCGAAAUGGAGGACCGAAGAGACCUUAUGAAAAAUUUCAAUGGAAGUCAUCAUCUGGAUGUCAAGGAAGCUUUCGACAUGAGACGACUCCAAGAAAUGCUCGAAGAUUCACAAUCUGAUACAUCCGGCUCCCUUUUACUCCAAUAUCGAUACUACGGAAGCAACAGAGAACAAUUGCAAAAUGAAGGGAGCCCGGCCGAGGUCAUGUCAGCAAAUUCAAAUGCCUUUGCACCUAAACUUGAUGAUCGUGAUUUUAUAGACCAAAGCUCAUCUGUAGAUUAUUCGGAUAAAUGCAUGGCCGAAAUGUCUACAUAUCUAAACAAUCAUGAAGUCAAUGAAGUGAAUGCUAGUUUAUUACCAUCAAGAAAAUCACAAAGUUCACUAGACAAACUAUGUUUGCCAAUGUUGAGCUUAAGAGAUGUUGAGUCUCAUCACUUCUCCAAAUGCAAUUUUGAAGAUUGGGUACCCUCAGCGAGAUCACCGACACGUGAAAUACGAUGUUUCAGUAAUUUUCCGUCGAAGUUUCUGAAGAAAUGCAGCAUACCAGAAUUUGUUCAGCGAGGAAACUUCACAAAGAAAAGAUUGAACUUGUCAAACAGUGAUAAAGAUUGGAGUGAGGAAAGCUCAAAUUAUGAGAAGGAUACUCGAAUACAACUUCUAGGAAGAUUUGAGAAGGCAGUGGAAAUGCUAUGCUUCUCAGAAGGUCGAGGCAAAAGCGAAGAUGCUGGCCUCGAAGUCUUGGCUGUGUGGGAAAUGCUGAAUAACAAGUCAGAGGUAAAUUACACAUCACUGAAGCAUGUGAUACUUCACCAAUUAUUAGAGAUCAUUUCAGCAUCCAAAAGAGAAAAUCUUAUACGAGCAUCGGUUUCCACACUCUUGUAUUUGAUUUCUGAAGACAAAACUAUCAUUGAGGAAAUCAGGAAAAAAGAUCAACAUUUGCGUGAUUUCGCUUGUGCUCUAAAGAAAAACAUACCUGAGGCUGUUAUACUGAUCUAUUUGCUGCAUCCAUCACCUUUGGAGAUAAAAAGUUUAGAACUUCUCCCACAACUUGUGGAUGUUGCUUGCAACUUGAACAAUCAGAAAGAGGGUUCUGCAUUUCUUCCAUUGACACCAACCUCGGCUUCGAUCGCUAUCAUUGAAAUUUUAGUAACUUCAUUUGACUAUGUGACUAAUAACAUGCACUUGGCUCUGAUCAGCUCGCCUCGGAUUGUCGCAAAACUCGUGAAUGUUGCAAUGAACAAGAAUUUAGAAGAAGUUGUAGCAUUAGCAGGAAUUCUUGUGAAGUGUAUGCGUACCAGUGGGAAUUGCAGAAAGUAUUUGUCACAAAUUCCGGCUUUAGAUCCUUUUCUUCAUCUCCUCAGCAUCAAUGAAAAGCGAGGGAAAUUUGCAGCACUUGAAUAUUUUCAUGAGAUCCUUCACAUGCCAAGGUCAUCGGCAAUUCAACUGCUGCAACAGAUACAACAACAUGAGAUGAUUAAAAUUACGCAAGCGUUAAAUACAUGCAUAAAACAAGACAAAAUAGAACAUCAACUCUUAGCAGCAAAUCUUCUGCUUCAACUAGACAUGCUGGGUCAAAAUAGCAGGAAAAGUGAAUUUAAAGAAGAGGCAAUGGAGGUCAUACUAAAAGCAGUUGGAUCUGAAGAGAACUCCAGUGCACAGGCACUUGCAGCAUCUAUUCUUUCAAAUCUUGGAGGUACUCAUGCAUGGACAGGUGAACCAUACACAGCAGCAUGGUUAGUAAGGAAAGCAGGCUUAACAUCUGUAUACCAGAGGAACAUGAUCAGAAGUGUUGACUGGUUAGAUCCCUGUCUACAGGACAGUGAAUUAGAUGCAUGGAAUGGAAAGGUGGCAAGAGGUGUGAUCAAAAUAGGCAAUUCUGUCUUUAAUACUUUGGCAAAGGGAAUCAACAGCAAGACGAGAAGUGUUUCGCAUGACUGUCUCAUAACUAUUGCAUGGCUUGGAAGUGAAAUGGCAGUUAAUGGUCCGAGUAGUAUCCGGUAUUCUGCUUGUGAGAUUUUAUUGAACAAAGUGGCACAUUUUCUUCAUCCUGGUUCGGAGCUUGAUGAGCGAGUUCUAGCAUGCCUAUGUGUCUAUAACUACACUUUCGGCAAAGGUAAGCAGAAACUAAUGAACUUUUCUGAGGGUUCAAGGGAAUCACUUAGACGACUUUCCGGUAUCACCUGGAUGGCUGAAGAAUUACUGAAAGUAACUGAUUUUUUUCUGCCAACCAAAUCGCGUGUAUCAUGUGUACAUACACAAAUUUUGGAGAUAGGAAAUGUCAGCAACAUUGCAUCAACUGCUCUUAUUUUCUACAAGGGACUUCUUUGUGCUGGUUACUCAGAUGGCACUAUUAAGGCUUGGGACAUUAAGGGGCAAAGAGCAACUCUUGUAUGUGAGAUCAAAGAACACAAAAAACCGGUUACUUGUUUUGCACUUUUCGAACAAGGAGACCGGCUUUUAAGUGGAUCGUCCGACAAGACUGUCAGGGUUUGGCAAAUGGUACAAAAGAAAUUUGAAUGCAUUGAAGUCAUGGAGAUGAAGGAAUCAGUACUAAAGGUGGAUACAAUGGGCGAAAAAAUUCUUAUAAUUACACAGAGAAGUGGUCUCAAGGUGAAAUAUCUGUCGAAAAACAUUCAAACUUUUUGCAAGAACAAGCAUCUGAAGUGUCUAACAGUGGCUCAAAGCAGAGUUUACUUGGGUUGUGCUGAUUCUAGCAUGCAGGAAUUGGACAUAAAGGAAAACCAUAAAACAGAGAUCAGACCACCAACAAACAGCUGGAGGAUGCUAAAUAAGCCAAUAACUUCAGUUCUUGUGUACAAAGAUUGGAUUUACUGUGCAGGUUCAAAUGUCGAAGGAUCUAGCAUCAAGGAAUGGAGGCGGCGGAGCAAACCCCAGAUCUCAAUAGCGACCGGAAGAGGAACAAGUGUGCAAGCAAUGGCAGUGGUGGAGGAUUUCAUUUACUUGAAUUGCAACUCAUCUCCGACUAUAAUUCAGAUAUGGUUGAGAGAAAGGCAGCAAAAGGUGAGCAGAUUAUCAGCAGGUAGCAAGAUAACAUGCCUCAUCACGGCGAAUGACAUUGUUCUAUGCGGUACAGAAUCUGGACUGAUCAAGGGAUGGAUCCCUCUCUGAAG
Dioscorea cayenensis subsp. rotundata (Guinea yam) is the source of this 4226-nucleotide messenger RNA. Its product is annotated as putative E3 ubiquitin-protein ligase LIN-1. Bases 322 to 4224 code for a protein of 1300 amino acids. Gene Ontology annotation, molecular function: protein binding. The record is from RefSeq and is a predicted model, not a curated record. The transcript is spliced from 17 exons. Lineage: Eukaryota; Viridiplantae; Streptophyta; Magnoliopsida; Dioscoreales; Dioscoreaceae.